This is a messenger RNA of Hypomesus transpacificus, 1426 nucleotides long. Its product is annotated as histone H1.0. Gene Ontology annotation, molecular function: double-stranded DNA binding; structural constituent of chromatin; nucleosomal DNA binding. Lineage: Eukaryota; Metazoa; Chordata; Actinopteri; Osmeriformes; Osmeridae. Gene Ontology annotation, cellular component: nucleus; nucleosome. Gene Ontology annotation, biological process: chromosome condensation; nucleosome assembly; negative regulation of DNA recombination. Bases 258 to 848 code for a protein of 196 amino acids. The transcript has a single exon. The record is from RefSeq and is a predicted model, not a curated record.
AGUAGCGCUUGUGGAAUAAGAUACAUUCAUAGGGAUUCACAUUUGACACGUCACUGUAUGUGGCAAAAAAAAAAUACUUUCUGUUAUUACGAAAAAGCUAGUUUUAGUCACUCUUUGGAGUUUUAACAACACCAUAUCAACUAUUUUCUAAUACUGUCGUUUGACAGCUACCUGCGCUCUGUGAAAGACUUUCACCAGGGAUAUCCUACUUGGUUCCAGAAUUUUUUUUUUUUCCAAAGACUUUAUAAAAAGUCAACAUGGCAGAAACGGCGGCAGCUCCAGCCCCGAAGGCCAAAAAGGCGAAAACUCCAAAGAAGACUGCUUCACAUCCUAAGUACUCGGACAUGAUCAAGGCAGCCAUCGUAGCUGACAAGAGUCGUGGAGGCGCAUCCCGUCAAUCCAUCCAGAAGUACAUCAAGGGUUAUUACAAGGUGGGCGAGAACGCCGACUCUCAGAUUAAGCUGUCACUGAAGAGGCUGGUGAACUCCGGGGUUCUGCGCCACACCAAAGGAAUCGGUGCGUCAGGUUCCUUCAAACUGGCCAAAGCUGAGGACGCCAAAAAGGUUUCCAAACCCAAACCAGUUCUGAAAGCAAAGAAGCCUGCCGCCAAGCCCAAGAAGGUGGCCAAGCCCAAGAAGGUGGCCAAAUCACCAGUAAAAGCCAAGAAAGCAAAGCCAGCGGCGAAAAAAGUGAAGAAGUCUCCAGAGAAGAAGAAAGCAGCACCAAAGCCCAAGAAAGUAGUCAAGAAGGCAAAGCCCACCAAGCCCAAGGCGAGCAAACCCAAGAAGGGCAAAACCGCCAAGCCCAAGCCCAAAACAACAGCCAAGAAAGCAACGAAGAAGAAGUAAAAAUGACAUCAACAGAGAGACUUGAGUCACUGUAAAUAACUUUUGGAGAAAAAAAAAAAGUUUUUCUUAUAUGUAUUAUUUUUGUAUGGUCUCAUGCGAAACCUAACCUUUUUACCAAUUGUAUCCCACUCCAUUGCACUAGUCUACAUGAUGCUGAAAAGGAGAGUCAUGGAAUGUAAAAAAAUGUAUGUAGCAUCGUUAUAUUUAUUCCUCCCCGGUCAUUGGAUACCUGUUGUCUAGGAUCUUUUAGAAUAUGUAGGCCUAGUGAACACCAAUUUGGACAUUUUAUUGAUCAGAACCAAUGGAGUACUUCUUGGUGCACGAGGUCAUUCUGAAAAUACAACUGUUUAAAGAGUGCGCAUUGUUGAGCCUGACAACAAUGUAAAACAUGAGUGGGAACUGCAAGAAUACCAAGUGAAGCGAAUGGCUCUAAAUGUGUAGUUUGUCUAUGUUACAUUUGUCAAAUAACACUACCAUUCUCAAUUAAUUCAGUCUAUUGGUAGGCAAACAAACCACAACGGAUCACUUUUGAAACUGUUUAUACUGUAAUUCAAUAAACUUUUAUCAUCUUUUAAAUA